UUCUUCUGGUGUCUCCUAGUAGAAGAAUGAAUCCAUAAACUCGCAUGAAUGCCCGUCGUCAAUCUCUCCGAUCAUCAAUCUCGGCUUUUUCUACCGAGAAAAUUCUGAUUGUACUUGGAAACAGUGCCUCGUUCCGGCGUCUAAGAGCAUUGAUGUUCAUAUUAUGCCGUGAACCAGGUGUAAUUUGACUUUGGUUUUUCCACUGGUCGAUUGGAUCAUCGCGAAUUUGUAAAUAAUCGCGAUUUUGUUGAAAUGUCCUGGGGAUUGGGAUGGAAGCGGCUAUCUGAGAUUUUUCAUUUGUCACUAAAUUAUGGUUCGGAAGAGAAUGCGGAAAAUCCCGAGCGAAUUUCCUCGUCGUCAUCGUGUUCUUCUUCUUCUUCUUCGUCUUCUUCUUCGUCGCCGUCGUCCAUUUCGACGCAGGUUCAGGACCUUGGAUAUCGGGUUAAUUUGGAUUGGUCGGCUGGGGAUGACGAAGAUCAGGUGGCUUUGAGGCUCCAGUCUCAGCUCAUGGUUGCCUUGCCGGUGCCGCAGGACACGGUGCUGGUGGAAUUGAAGUAUAAUGAAGAAGAAGAGAAUGUGGAUGUGGAUAUGACGGUUUUGAAGAGGAGGGAGCCUCUUAGAGCCGUGACGAUGACGAAGUCAGCGGGAUCCGGGCUGCAGAAUGAUGGGAUUGGCGUUCUGGCGCGGUUGUUGAGGUCGAAUUUGGAACCGACGAAGCCAGGCUCCGGCGACGUGGGGACUGGUUGCGGCGAGCACUGGAAAACCGUUACCCUACUCAAUCUUUGUGGUUGUGGUUUGUCGGUACUGCCAGCAGAUUUAACUCGAUUGCCACUCCUGGAGAAAUUGUACCUUGAUAACAAUAAACUAUCAGUUUUGCCUCCUGAGCUCGGUGAGAUCAAAAGUUUGAAGGUGCUCCGGGUUGAUUCCAACUUUCUGAUUUCUGUACCUGUAGAAUUAAGGCAGUGCGUCGGGCUGGUGGAGUUAUCAUUGGAACACAACAAACUUGUUAGACCUCUUCUGGACUUCAGGGCUAUGGCUGAGUUACGUGUUCUUAGAUUAUUUGGUAAUCCUCUAGAAUUUCUUCCUGAAAUCUUGCCAUUGCACAAUCUACGCCAUCUCUCUCUUGCAAAUAUCAGAAUUGUGGCAGAUGAAAAUUUGAGAUCUGUGGAUGUUCAAAUAGAGAUGGAAAAUAACUCUUAUUUUGGUGCAUCCAGACAUAAGCUCAGUGCCUUCUUCUCUCUUAUUUUCCGUUUUUCUUCCUGCCACCAUCCUUUACUGGCAUCUGCCCUGGCAAAAAUAAUGCAAGAUGAAGGAAAUCGUGCAGUUAUCAGUAAAGAUGAGAAUGCAAUACGUCAGCUUAUAAGUAUGAUAAGCAGUGAUAACCGUCAUGUGGUUGUACAAGCAUGCUUUGCUCUUUCUUCUCUUGCUGCAGAUGUUUCUAUUGCAAUGCAGUUGAUGAAAGCAGACAUAAUGCAGCCCAUUAAAUCUGUUCUAAAAUGUGUUUCACAAGAUGAAGUAAUUUCUGUAUUGCAAGUUGUGGCUAAGUUGGCUUUCACAUCUGAUACUGUAUCUCAGAAAAUGUUGACCAAGGAUCUUUUGAAAUCAUUGAAAUUGUUAUGUGCCCAGAAAAAUCCAGAGGUGCAAAGAUCUGCUUUAUUAACAGUUGGAAACUUGGCAUUUUGUUUAGACAAUCGUCGUAUUCUAGUUACUUCUGAACAGUUACGGGAACUACUCUUACGAUUGACAGCUGCACCGAACCCGCGUGUGUAUAAAGCUGCAGCUCGGGCUCUAGCAAUCCUUGGGGAGAAUGAAAAUUUACGACGUGCCUUAAAAGGGAGACAAGUAGCAAAGCAAGGAUUGAGAAUACUUUCAAUGGAUGGUGGUGGCAUGAAAGGUUUGGCAACAGUUCAAAUACUUAAAGAAAUCGAGAAAGGAACUGGAAAGCGGAUACAUGAAAUGUUUGAUCUUAUAUGUGGUACGUCAACUGGAGGCAUGCUAGCUGUUGCCCUUGGUAUUAAGCUGAUGACUUUGGAUCAAUGUGAAGAAAUAUAUAAAAGUCUUGGGAAGCUCGUCUUUGCGGAGCCUACACCAAAGGACAGUGAAGCUGCUUCCUGGAGAGAAAAGUUGGAUCAGCUUUACAAAAGUUCUUCACAAAGUUUUAGAGUUGUCGUCCAUGGAUCUAAGCAUAGUGCUGAUCAGUUUGAGAGGCUAUUGAAGGAAAUGUGUGCAGACGAGGAUGGAGACCUAUUAAUAGAAUCUGCAGUUAGAAACCCCCCCAAAGUAUUUGUUGUAUCAACCUUGGUGAGCAUGGUACCAGCUCAGCCUUUCUUAUUCCGCAGUUAUCAGUAUCCUGUUGGAACACCAGAGGUACCUCUUGCAAUUUCAGACAGUUCAGGAAUUACCGUGUUUGGAUCACCUUCUGCCGGUGUCCAAGCUGGGGGCUAUAAGCGUAGUGCUUUUAUUGGAAGUUGCAAGCACCAAGUAUGGAAAGCUAUAAGAGCAUCGUCUGCUGCUCCUUAUUAUCUUGAUGAUUUUUCGGAUGAUGUAAAUCGCUGGCAAGAUGGAGCCAUAGUGGCAAACAAUCCUACAAUCUUUGCUAUAAGAGAAGCACAACUUUUAUGGCCUGACACUAAAAUUGACUGCUUAGUUUCCAUUGGCUGUGGCUCUACUCCAAUGAAGGUGAGGAAAGGUGGAUGGCGUUAUUUGGACACUGGUCAAGUGCUUAUCGAGAGUGCAUGCUCUGUGGACCGAGUGGAGGAAGCUUUGAGUACAUUGUUACCUAUGCUGCCUGAAAUACAUUAUUUCCGGUUUAACCCAGUGGAUGAACGUUGUGAUAUGGAACUGGACGAGACUGAUCCAGCAGUCUGGCUGAAGUUAGAAGCUGCAGUUGAGGAGUAUAUCCAAAGUAAUAAUCUGGCAUUUAAGAAUGCCUGUGAGAGAUUAAUCCUGCCUUAUCAACAUGAUGAAAAGUGGUCAGAGAGCUUCAGUUCACUUCAUUUCUCCAGGGUGAAGGGACCAAUGACAGAUGAGAAUAGCCCUUCUUUGGGAUGGAGGCGUAAUGUACUACUGGUUGAAGCUUCUCAUAGUCCUGAUGCAGGAAGAGUUAUGCAUCAUGCUCGUGAACUUGAAGCAUUUUGUUCCAAAAAUGGAAUUCGGAUAUCCCUCAUGCAAGGAAUAUCAGGGAUUUUGAAGGCUGCGCCUUCAACAACAUUCCCAACACCUUUUACGUCACCAUUGUUUACUGGAAGCUUUCCAUCAAGCCCACUUUUAUAUAGUCCUGAUGUUGGGUCACAAAGGCUUGGUCGAAUUGAUAUGGUUCCACCUUUAAGCUUAGAUGGUCAAUUGGGUAAAGGAGCAGCAUCAUCCCCAGAAUCUCCUUCAGGACCCCGAGAACUCUCCUUACCUGUACGGGCAUUGCAUGAGAAGUUACAAAACUCACCUCAAGUGGGCAUCGUACAUUUGGCCCUUCAAAAUGACUCAUCAGGCUCAAUAUUAAGUUGGCAAAAUGAUGUUUUUGUAGUUGCUGAACCUGGAGAACUUGCAGAUAAAUUUCUACGAAGUGUAAAACUGAGUUUGUUGUCAGACAUGCAGAGUCAUCGUAGAAAGGGUGCAUCAUUGCUUGCCAAUGUCAUGAAUAUAUCUGACCUAGUGGCACUCAAACCCAACUUCCAAAUUGGAGGCAUCUUCCAUCGUUACAUAGGACGACAAACCCAAGUUAUGGAGGAUAACCAAGAAAUUGGGGCUUACUUGUUUCGCAGAACGGUUCCUUCUUUGCAUUUAUCACCUGAUGAUGUUCGUUGGAUGGUUGGUGCUUGGAGGGACAGGAUCAUUUUCUGCACAGGGACUUAUGGGCCGAUCCCAGCUUUAAUUAGAGCCUUUCUGGAUUCUGGGGCCAAAGCCGUCAUAUGUUCUUCAACCGAACCCCCCGAAAUGCCAUCGUCAACAUUCCAGUCAAUGGAUUUUGAUGCCAUGGAAAAUGGGAAGUUCGAGAUUGGUGAAGAUGAGGGAGAAGACGAUGACGCUGAGCCUUCCAGUCCCAUAAGUGACUGGGAAGACAGUGAUGCUGGAACUUAUUCUACGGAUAUCUGGGAUGAUGAUGAGGGGGGAAUUUCCCAAUUUGUUUGCCACUUGUAUGACUCGUUAUUCCGGGAGGGUGCAAGCGUAAAUGCUGCUUUACGCCAUGCUCUUGCUUCGCAUCGGAAGUUGAGGUAUACAUGCCAUCUCCCUGGUGCCCAAUAGGAUGUUGAUCAAUCUCACUCAUACUGAAAUAAAUAAAUGAGCUUUUUUUUUUUUUGAGUAAAAAUAAAUGAGCUUUAGAGUAUAGAGGGGCGAGAGAAGUAGUCGGCUAGUAGAUGGUUUUUUAUGGAGUAUAGAGAAUAUUUAAGAAAAUAAAAGGGAAGAUUCAAUUUUGAGGCUUUUAUUUUGUGUUCAUUAUAGCUAUCUUUUGAAUGCUAUAGAUAUAAGGCGCACUCAAAAGGUUUUCU
Momordica charantia (bitter melon) is the source of this 4484-nucleotide messenger RNA. RefSeq names its product phospholipase A I-like protein. Gene Ontology annotation, molecular function: protein binding; glycerophospholipase activity. The record is from RefSeq and is a predicted model, not a curated record. Gene Ontology annotation, cellular component: membrane. Gene Ontology annotation, biological process: fatty acid metabolic process. NCBI's taxonomy places the organism in Eukaryota, Viridiplantae, Streptophyta, Magnoliopsida, Cucurbitales, Cucurbitaceae.